This is a messenger RNA of Amborella trichopoda, 1304 nucleotides long. Its product is annotated as NAD(P)-binding Rossmann-fold superfamily protein. NCBI's taxonomy places the organism in Eukaryota, Viridiplantae, Streptophyta, Magnoliopsida, Amborellales, Amborellaceae. The record is from RefSeq and is a predicted model, not a curated record.
AAGGGGGAAAAGUAAGCUCCUCCCAAGACUUCCUCUAAUUUUCCAUAAAUUAUAAAAAUCAUCUUAUUUAGAGAAGGAUGUUUGGUCUUGCACUCAGAUCACUCGGAAGGAAGAAUUUGAUUGUUGGAGAUUUGAGUGGGAAACAAUCGAGGUUGCUCUCCACACAACAGAGAAGGCUCGAGGGGAAAGUGACAAUCAUAACCGGGGCCGCCAGCGGGAUCGGUAAGGCUAUCGCAGAGGAGUUCAUCCGCAAUGGGGCAAAAGUGAUAAUCACCGACGUCCAGGAUGCCCUUGGCGAGCAAACCGCUGCACAACUCGGCCCCAACGCUUCAUACUCACAUUGUGACGUUACGCAAGAAUCUGAAGUCUCAGCUGUUGUCGACCUUGCAGUGUCCGGUCACGGCCGCCUUGAUGUCAUGCACAACAAUGCUGGGGUCCCCGGUCCCCUCAUCCCUAGUGUCACCAAUCUCGAUCUCACCGACUUCGACAAAGUCAUGCAAGUGAACCUCAGAGGAGCCCUAGCUGGCAUGAAACAUGCAGCUCGAGUGAUGAUACCUAAUAAAAGCGGGUGUAUACUUUGCACAGCCAGCAUUACAGGAAUAUUGACUGGACUUGCUCCCCACCCUUACUCAGUCUCUAAGUUUGCCAUCAUAGGGCUUAUGAAGUCCAUGGCUAGUGAGCUUGGGAGGCAUGGGAUCAGAGUGAAUUGCAUAUCUCCAUUUGCCAUACCGACUCCACUAGCACUGGAUGGGAUGGCACAUAUGUUUCCGGAUAUGGGGGUGGAGAAGAGGUCAGAGAUUUUACGGGGGACAGGGGAGCUCCAGGGGGCGAAUUGUGAGGUAGAGGACAUUGCAAAGGCCGCGGUUUAUUUGGCGUCGGAUGAUGCAAAGUAUGUUAGUGGCCACAAUUUGGUGGUGGAUGGAGGUUUCACCAUCUCUAAGCAGCUGGGGCUUUUUCGACCUAGUUAGCAAACUAGUCUAUUCCUUAGCUUCAUAUCUGAUGUGAAUGGUUAGCAGCUUUACAUCUCAAGUUUGAUUAUUACCACGAACUACCAGAAAAAGAGAGAAAAAUAACAAAACAAACGGAGCUCACAUGGUGCAUCUACUGCCUUGACCACCUCUAGCUAGAGCCCAUUCUCUCAGCAACAGCCAUUGUAGCCAUUGCGGUUGGGCACGAGAUCAGUGGUGUACGUUUUUCUUUUUUCUUUUUGAACAUGUACUCUUUGGCUUUCCUAUAAAAGAACACAAGGAAAAUUAUGAGUUCAGUGAAAUUGAGCCGAGUUUCUGGGCUCAAUCAACUUGAAA